UGUUAUUGUUGUUCUCAUCAUUGUUGAAACAUAUUGUUGUUAAGCAUAGUACUUGUUAAUUGGCAGCUGAGAACUGAAAAUACUGAAAAUUGGAAUAGCAAAGCGAAGCCUUAGGGUCCUGGCGAACAUGGACAGCACGCCGAUGACGUUCACCAGCCUGGCACUGCUGCUGCUCCUCCUCAUCAUGUGCGUCAUGUUCGCCUGCCACUGCCUGGGACCGCGUGCCGCCAGCUGGAUGCGCAUUCGUUCCAACAAGGAGGAGAAAAUCGGACUCUCCAAGCACAAACUAUUCCAUGCCAAUGGCUAUAUGGCCAGUAUACAAUCGGGCUCUGAGUUUUUGCUCAGCACCAGCGGCAGUUUCAAACGCUUCGACACCAUCGAUCGCGAGGAUCACAAUCGAGCCCAAGCAGCGCAGCAGACGCUGACGGAGGCGCCACAGCAGACGACGACGCCAUUGUGGAACCUACCACAAGCCGAUGUCAACAUACCCCCCCAGCCACUGCGUCCCGCACCGGCACCCAACAGUGCCGGGCCCAGCAGCAAGACUGUGACCUUCUCCUUCAGCCAAAUCAAUGAGCUCGGCUCGCCGACGACAGCAACGAUCGCCAGCGAGAGUGUGGAGCGUACGGAGCGGCGUUCCUGUUUGCGCUCGCCCUUGAAGAGUGGAGUGGUGCCGCAGCCGCUGGAGGCUCCACCGCCACCACGGCUGACCACAUCGGCAUCGGUGACACUCUCCUCCACCGCCAUACCGCGGCCCAUUGCCAAGCGACAGUCGCUGCAGCAGGGCAUCAAUCGAAGCUCGGAGUUGGUGUUGACCGAGAAUGAAGCUCAGGUGGUGGCAACAACGACGACUACGACUUCGAAUUCGGAAAGACGUGCUCCCGUUUUGACGCGCCGCAACUCGAGCACAAAUCCGUUUCUAUGCGAGUCCACUGAGAGCCUGCAGUCCCAGUCCCAACCACAACUGCAACCAAAAGCACAACCACAAUCUCAGUCGCAAGCACAGCACAAUGGCAAUCCUUUCGUAGAGCCACCCACACCUGCAACCACUGCCACAGACCUCUCCAGCCGUCUGUUGAAGCUUCAAGGCACCACAAACCCCUUUACGGGUCUCUCGCAACGCGUCAAGGGGCCCCACAUGCUGCAGAAGACCAUUUCCGAGGACUUUCUCUUCCGCAAACUCGGAGUUAACGGUCACAUGAAUGGCUUCCUGAACGGCACUACAAAUGGCAAUACGAAUGGCAAUAGCACCUGGUGCUUUGGUCGCUCUCUGCUGCGUCAGGACUCGACGAACAGCCUCGGCCUGGGACGACGCAACAGCUCGCAACUCUCUCUGGAUUCGACGGCCAGUGGUUUAGGAUCCAUGGAGAGCAUCAAUCGGGCCAUCUCUUGCGAGUCAGUCAACUCGGACUCGUCCGUAUUUCAAUGCGAGCUGGAUCAGCCCUAUACACAAAUUACAGGAUAUCUCUGCAUUGGCCUGCAGUACGACAAGAACAGCAUCACCAACGAGGGCAUGGAGCUUACUGUCAGCGUGCUGGAGGCCAAAGGCCUAAUUUGUCCCUUCAGUGUAGAGUCCUUGGACACAUUUGUGCGCAUUUAUUUGGUGCCCGAUCAUGCUGGGGCUAUGCAAACAAAGGUGGUGAAGUGCUCGCUCACGCCCAGCUACAAUGAGAACUUCAACUUCUGGCUGAAGAAGCAGCAGGGUCGGCACUCGCUCUGGUUCCACCUCUACCACAAUGGACCGGCCCACACCCUAAUCGGCGAGGCCGAAAUGGAAAUUGGUGAAAUGCCGCGCCCCAUCACCACCUGGAUACCCCUGACGGACUCACGCAAAUGCAAUGCACGCUGGGGCGAGCUUAUGUUCUCCCUCAGCUAUCUGCCCACGGCGGAGCGCCUAACCAUAGUGGUGGUCAAGGCACGGAACCUCAAACUGGACGUGGAACAGACGCCAGUGCAGCACGUUUUCGUCAAGGUCUAUCUGAUGAACAACGAGAAGAAGGUGCUGAAGAAGCGGACGUCGCUGAAGCGUAAGGACCGCUGUCCCAUCUUCAAUGAGUCGAUGAUCUUCAGCAUACCGCCGCACAGUCUGACUACCGUGCAGCUCCGCCUCACCAUUUUCGGCGUCAUGGACAGCAAUCUGAUUGUGCCACUCGGCCAUGUCAUUGCCGGCAGCUGUGCCGUGGGAAAGGGUCUUCGUCACUGGCACCAAAUGCUUUCAUCUUUGCGCAAGCCCGUGGCCAUGUGGCAUGUUCUGCGGCGUGCGGUUAAUCAGCCGAUAUUCACGGGCGGUGCCGAGGCGGUGGUUGCGGCUAUGCAGAGCACUUUGCAGCGGGCGGGCGCGAAACGCAACAGCAUUGUCUAGGAUCUGAGGAAGGUCCUAGCUGCAUGCUCCCAAUGCUCGUCCUCU
This is a messenger RNA of Scaptodrosophila lebanonensis, 2407 nucleotides long. RefSeq lists its product as uncharacterized. The record is from RefSeq and is a predicted model, not a curated record. The transcript has 6 exons. Gene Ontology annotation, molecular function: calcium-dependent phospholipid binding; calcium ion binding; phosphatidylserine binding. Gene Ontology annotation, biological process: regulation of dopamine secretion; regulation of calcium ion-dependent exocytosis; cellular response to calcium ion. Lineage: Eukaryota; Metazoa; Arthropoda; Insecta; Diptera; Drosophilidae. Bases 128 to 2362 code for a protein of 744 amino acids.